GCCGCCGCUCGCCGUAGCUGAGUCUCCAACAUGGCGGCUCCCCAGGAUGUCCACGUCCGGAUCUGUAACCAGGAGAUUGUCAAAUUCGACCUGGAGGUGAAGGCGCUUAUCCAGGAUAUUCGAGAUUGUCCUGGACCCUUAAGCAAGCUCACUGAACUGAAUACUAAGGUGAAAGAAAAGUUUCAACAGCUACGACACAGGAUACAGGAGCUUGAGCAAUCAGCAAGGGAGCAAGACAAGGAGUCGGAGAAGCAGCUUCUACUUCAGGAAGUGGAGAACCAUAAAAAGCAGAUGCUCAGCAACCAGACCUCAUGGCGGAAGGCCAAUCUUACCUGCAAAAUUGCCAUCGACAACCUGGAGAAAGCAGAACUUCUGCAGGGAGGAGACUCCUUAAGGCAAAGGAAAACUACCAAAGAGAGUUUGGCGCAGACAUCCAGCACCAUCACAGAGAGCCUCAUGGGGAUCAGCAGGAUGAUGUCACAGCAGGUGCAGCAGAGUGAAGAGGCCAUGCAGACUCUAGUCAGCUCUUCACGGACUCUCUUAGAUGCAAAUGAAGAGUUUAAAUCUAUGUCGGGGACCAUCCAGCUGGGCCGGAAACUCAUCACAAAAUACAACCGCCGCGAACUGACGGACAAACUUCUCAUCUUCCUUGCCCUGGCCCUGUUCCUUGCUACAGUGCUCUAUAUUUUGAAGAAGCGCCUCUUUCCAUUUUUGUAAGUGAGUGCUGCCAGCUAUGGUCCUUUGUACUCCUGACCGCAGGUCGCAGGUCACAGGUCGCAGGUAGGGGCUCUCAAGGACUGGCCGCCAAUCUGGGCUGCUCCUUCCCCGUGGUUUUCUCCUGUGCUAAGUACUCCCAGUGGAGGAAGCACAGCAGUUUCCAGUUUCCUGCAAGAAGCUGCUUGGAAAGGGCGAAUGGACUAGAGGAAAGGAAGCUGUUGGGGCAGAGAUACUCCACGUUACUCAGCUCUCAAGCAUGGUGGCUGCCACAGGGAGCACCUCAACUCUGGGAUUUGAUGCACCUCCUCCCUCUGCGUCCUAAGGCAUAAAUGCUAGAUUUGGUGGAGAGAAGAAAGAGGAGCCUGUGGGAGGGAAGGUGAUGAGAGCCCAUGGCUGUUGCCCGAAUAAACCUCAUUUAUUUAA
Messenger RNA from Myodes glareolus (Bank vole), 1140 nucleotides. RefSeq names its product BCL2 interacting protein 1 (gene Bnip1). Gene Ontology annotation, biological process: retrograde vesicle-mediated transport, Golgi to endoplasmic reticulum. Gene Ontology annotation, molecular function: SNAP receptor activity. NCBI's taxonomy places the organism in Eukaryota, Metazoa, Chordata, Mammalia, Rodentia, Cricetidae. Gene Ontology annotation, cellular component: SNARE complex; endoplasmic reticulum. The record is from RefSeq and is a predicted model, not a curated record.